AUGCUCGACUUCAUGGAGUAUAUCCAGCUCGGAUUCGCCGAGGCCACCAACUGGAACCGCGACAAUUCAUAUUCGUCGCUGACGGCCACAGCACAGUCUCUCCUGGAUUUCAAGACCCCCGAGCGACUGCGCGUCCACCUAUCAUCCCUAUCCACCCCCCAUUUCGCAACCAGCUACACCCUCGGCACAGUCGGUCUGAUCGAUGGCUCGGUCUCCUAUCUCUACAGUACCGUUCCCUUCGACCACACGCCCAGCCGAAGCGCCUUGAUCCCCCUCCGCAAGCUCGCCCCGGGGUACCGACAGGUCCAGCCGCCCGUCGCCCCCAUCGAGAACUGGGGAUGGGACUCCACGCUCAACCAUGAGACGACCCCUCUCGCGCAAAAGGCCACCCUCCUCCACGCCACCAUGCACAUGCCUCCGCCCACCACCCUCAACGCGCUCUUCCUCCGCCGCAUCUCCCCCACCAUGCAGCUCACCCUCGCCGUGUGCUCGACCCGCGGUCCGCCCCUGUCCAAGUCCGCCCCCCAGGCCUCGCUGCUCACCCAGCUCUCCCACGACACGGGCAAGUACAGCAACGAGUACCUCUUCAGCACGGAUAAUGCGCUCUUCGGCUGGCGCGGGCUGUGGAACUUCGGCCCCGACCCGCGCAACCCGGCCGACGACGCCGCGCCGCGCUUGUCGCUCCUCUCCGCCGGCGCCGAGGCCUACUAUUCCCCCGUCUCGUCGCUGGUGGGCAUGUCCACCGGGCUCCGCUUCAGUACUCUACCCGCGGCCACGGACGCGUCUUCCGCGCCAUCGUCAUCGUCAUCCCCGUCGUCGGCGACUCCUACCCAGAUCUCCACCUUCCCCUACACCCUCACCCUGACCCUGACCCCGAUGACGGGCUCCCUCUCCACGACGUACUCCCUGCGCGCUUCGCCAAAUCUCUCCUUCAGCUCGCGGUUUGGGUUCAAUGUUUACAGCUGGGAGAGCGAGAUGGUCGCGGGCUGUGAGUUGUGGCGGCAGUCGCGCAAACGCGUGCCAGCGGAGGAGGAGGACGACGGCCUCGAAUGGGCCCGUCGUAAGCUGCGCAUGAUGGAUGAUGCUGCCGUGCCUCUCCCACCGACAAGCAGUGUCCCCGCUGAACCCGAGCAAGACGAGACUACGGAGUCGGUGCUGAAGAUCCGUGUCGACCAGUCGUGGAAUGUGCGGCUCCUCUGGGAAGGUCGGGUCAAGGAGCUGCUUGUCAGUGCGGGCGUGGGUCUGGGCCCGAGCUCGUUCUCGUCGUCGGCGUGGACGAAUUCCACCGCUGGCGGCGCUGGAGGGCAGGCUUCGGGCGGAGGCAAUGCUGGGACGUCGUAUUGGCGGGGAGUUGGUGUGUCGGUGUCUUAUUCUUCGUGA
This is a messenger RNA of Aspergillus terreus NIH2624, 1380 nucleotides long. Its product is annotated as mitochondrial distribution and morphology protein 10. Bases 1 to 1380 code for a protein of 459 amino acids. Gene Ontology annotation, cellular component: SAM complex; ERMES complex. NCBI's taxonomy places the organism in Eukaryota, Fungi, Ascomycota, Eurotiomycetes, Eurotiales, Aspergillaceae. The record is from RefSeq and is a predicted model, not a curated record. Gene Ontology annotation, biological process: protein insertion into mitochondrial outer membrane; establishment of mitochondrion localization; phospholipid transport. The transcript has 2 exons.